GUGAGAGCCACUUCUGCCCUGCCUCGUCCUAAUGCAUUCAAUCCCACUCUCAAAGUUGAUGGCCGAAUCCCAAUCAGUGGAAGAGCUUUGCUUACCCUUGAAGACGAAGAGCGCGGUGGACCUGCAGUCGCUGGUGAGACGCGAGCCGAGCCCCGGGCUGACGAGGAGCAUGCAGCCGUUGUCGGUGAACUCGGACCGGCGGCCGUCCUGUGCCGCCCUCAACAGGGCCCGCAGGCCGAGCCACCUCUCCGACCUCCUGCCCCCGGGCGCCUUCACCGGCUCCAGGGAGCGCAGGCCCAGCUUCAACAGCGUCCUCGCUCAGGUUACAGCAGAACGUCGCCCAUCCUCAAGUAUGCUGCGGAUAAGCAAUGUCUGACCUUCCGCAAGCCUCGACGAACGCAAUUCUCUCGGCAUCUUACCAGAGAAUGCAUAAAGAGGCUAAAUGUCACACUUCUUCCUUAAUCUGCUCUCUUACUUCUGUCUUGUUAUGGAUGGUAGUUGAGAAGUUCUUCUUUGGAGCCCUCAGAAUUGAUGAGAAUUUUGUCAAUGUUUAGGUGUAAUAUUAUCUUUUACUAACAAGUUUAUUGCUAAUACGUACCACCGAACAUGUUUUUCAGACAUUUUGUCAUUAAACCUAAUUAUAUUAGUGGGGAAUUGUGUUCCACUAGAAUAUGGAUAACUUUUGCUAACCUUAAUAAAUUGUACAAGUAGCUGUGACAAUACUUGGUAUUCAACAAGUCAAAUAUGAACUGUUGAUAUUUUCUUAAUUGUCAAUUAACAUGAGAGAAAUCCUAACAUUAUUUUAGGAAACUGACAUACGUAUAUAUCCCUUAAUGCAAGUUAAUUUAAAUACUAAAUCAUCUGAUAAUAUAUUUUUUAAAAAUAUAUAAUUCAUGUUAUAUUUGUGCUAGUUGAUAUAUACUCUUCAUUUUAAAACAACAGUGGUUGUCCAUUAGUAUAGACUGCCAUCAGUAUAUAACUAUACAAUAAAAUCUUUAUCACAUAGUUCUAGAAAUUCUUGAUUUAGAAAAACUAGAAAAUACUAUUUAAUUUCUUUUAUAGUAAUAAUACUUAUAUCGAUAGAAAUAUUAUCGAACAGUAUCACUAUUGUAUAUAAUUCAUAUGAUUUAUUGGAAAGUUUGUGAAUUGAACAAGACCUUAACUUCUUGAUAACAAUGGUCUGGUCCUGUUGUUACAAGCUAGCUGGAUUUAUUUUAAUAAUCAUUUAGAAUUAGAGCAACUCUCUAAGCCCCUGGUUCUCUUAAUAAAGUUAUCAUACUCACUUACUUGAUUCUCAUAAGUGAUCUUGGUUGUAGUACUUAAUUAUUAUUUUAUAACACUUUAAGGUGUCGUCCGUAGGCCAGAGACACUUUAUUUGGAUGUACCUAAAGUAUUUUAUAUGUCUCCAUAUAGAUUUUUGUGCUACAAGAAUUGGAAUUAAUGCUUUCAAUUUUCAGAUAAUAAGGCUUGACUUUAUCAUGUUAGAGGUUCUCAAUGAAUCCUUGAACUACUCUUCUGGAAUGUAUUUUGUUGUUAAGGUACAGCUGCAGCUGUAACAUCUUGGUGGAAAAUUCCCCUCACGGAGAUGCCAAUGGGUCUGCCUCAUGUGUCCUAUCCUGUGGCUUGUUAUAAUUGCUUGAUAGGUUAGCAGUUUGCCAAUGUCUAUGGCAUAGGUCAAACGUUUAUAAACAUUUUUCAUUUUGUCAGUGUUUGGAAUCUUGGACCAAAAAUAACAUCAGACUUUGGCCCAAUAUUACUGUAUUGAAAUUGUACAGCACCAUGAUAUUAGAUUAGGUGUUGCCUACUUCUUUGGCACCCGUGUCAGCCAGUUCGUAAACCAUUAUUCCUACACACAAUUAGGGACCAAGGGAAUAUUUAUUGUUUUAUUUGUUUUUUGAAUUAAGUGUGUGAUGUAAAAAAGUAUGGGAUCAUUAGGAAAUUGAAAGUUUUAGAUUGUCUUGAGGGUUGAUUAUAGUCCUAUCUGAGUUGUAUUCUAAUGGAUGGAAAUUCUAAUUCAUAUAUGACUGCUAUUUAUUUCAUUAAUUAACGUUAAGAGUUGGCAAUGAUAUUUUGCUUGACCAAGAAUACUGACUAAAUGGUAGAAAAUCUGUACUGUAUAGUCUCUUUAGAAGCACUACUUAACAGCCAACAUGUUAAUAUUUGUUUUGACAUAACUGUGUUGUAAAUACAAGUAAUCUUGAAGUAGUUUUAAAGAAAAUUUUUAAAACCUGUUUUAAUACUUCAGGAAAUUAAGUUGACUUUUUAAUAUGUUUAAGAGAAGAAUAAAAAUUUUCUGUUACUUGUUCAAGGAGGUAGUUGUUUUGGGAAUGUUGUAUAAAGUAUUGAUAAUGAAUAUGAAGUAUAGUGGAGGGCGGCAGGAGAGAGUAAUUGCUAAUUAAUACUUUGAAAUGAAAUAUCAAAGAUACUUUAUGAUACAUACUGCAAAUUUAAAAUAAAUACAGUGGAAUAUGAGAAGAAUUCUACUGUUUAGGUUGAUGAGCAAUUUAUAUUACAUAAUUAACUUUUUUUUCUUAAAAUAUAAGCAAAAAUUCUAAUAAUAUAUUAAAAAUGAACGAAACUGCUUACAGAAAAAAAAACGUAAAUUAACUUCUUCAAUAAACCUUUCCCUCUUGAGAUCUACAAACUCCCGCACUUUUUAUGUUAAAACUAAUCUUAACCCAAAUUUGAUCAUUUUUUAAAUUGUCAGUUCUUUCACAAUAGGCAUAAUAUGGUUACCAUGUACAGAUACAUGUAGUGUAGUAUCCAUUCAUAUUAUAUUGUACAUAUAUCCCAUUCGCAGAUGCAGAAUUUAUUAAUUAUACAGUUACCACUAAACACUUAAAAGUGUUUUUAAAAAAGGAACCGUUUAUCUCAAAUACAAAAAUCAGUUAAGCUCUAAAAGUUAUCUUCAUUAAACAUAAUUAGAAAUAUAAAAGUUUAGAUUAUGACACAUUAAAAAUAUACCUUGUUCUAUAUUUGCAGAAUUUUAUAAGCAGUGGAUUUUUCUUUAAGGAAACGCAGUGUAUUAAAAUAUUACAUUUAGUUCAGAAAUAGAUAGUAGGUUUAAUAAUAAUCAAUGUAGUUCUAGUGUUUUAGGAUCUAGUACUGGGUGAAUUCAUAUUGGCGAGUAGAACAAUUAGUAAAAUGGUUUAUGGGACAAAUAAAUAAUUUAAAGAAGAUAUAGGAAGUAAGUAAAAAAAAAAAAUCUGAUACUUUUGUUUAUUAUGUUUAUGUUAUUUAUUGUUAAAGGUUAAAAACAUCUCAAAAAAAGUAUACAUCUAAUAUUUUUUUUUUUAUUAUAAAUGAAUGAUAGUAAAAACAAGUUAAUUAAUUAGCACCAAAAAAAAUUAUAUUAGGUCAUUGUUAUUUGAGUUGUUGUUUCCUUUUAUAGUAUUGAAAUUUUCUAAUUAGGCGUUGAACCCUUAACCCCCAGGCUUGGAUAUUAACUCAACUGUGGCAGAUAAUUUAAUUAUCAUGUUAUCAGACAUAAAUUAUUAGAGACACUCCAAAGACGUAUCCAGCCUCUAAAACGGGAAUACUUGUUACUUUAUUGAUUUUUGGAAUAAAUCUGCAAUUUGAUCAUAAAGAUCAACCACCUCCUUUAUAACCCCACUUCCUUGCAAAGUACUAACUCCAAGACUUUUCAUGGAUUAUAGUGGUAUAUGUUUUGGUGAUGUAUUUAAUAUUGAUAAAAUAUUCUAUUUUUCAUUCAAUUGGCUGCGUUGAUUUAUUUAUUUCUAUAAGUACAAUCUUUGAUAUAAAAAAAUCAGAAGUACUGAUUUAUUUUGUUUUCAACCAGAAUUUUGUAGUGAUGCAUUUCAACGGCAAAUCACCUAAGGUAUCUUGUUUGGCUUAUCUCCACCUGCUGGACUGUUAUAUUGCAGAUUGUACAGCAUUAUUUUACUAUUAGAUAUAUUUUAAACAAUCAUGAUAUUAUUUAACAAGAAUGUACUGUAGUUAAUGGUUUGCAACUUCAUCUUCAACAGUAACCACUUAUUCUCCAGACACUAAUAGAAUUAAUGUACAUACAAUUCAUAUUUGACCAUUGAAUGAAGAUAAAAUUUAGUAAUUAAUAUUAUUAUUGCAGCUAUGGCAUUUAAUAAUAUCUAUGGCUUUAAUAAACUUAAGAUUUCUAGAAGGAAAAUUUUUAUAUUGAUAUAUUUUAUGGUAAGAGAGAUGACCUCCAAUUUUAUUAUUCUUCAAACAAAUUAAAAUAUAUCAUACUUUAAGGAAAAGCAAAAAAGUUAUAUAGGCUUAGUAUACGUAUUAGAGCAUUAAUUAAACUUAAUUUUUUUUUUUAAAUACUUGUACAUUCCACACAAUAAACAGAAGUAAUAUGAAUGUAAUUGGCACAUCCAGCAUUAGAUCUCAUUAGUAAACACUCCACCAAUUCUUUUGAAUUUGAAUUGAAUAGGAUUUUACUAAACCAACUUUUUUUUCCCCCUACCCCCAGGAAUUUAUUUACUACACAAAAUACAAUAAAACAAAAUAUAAAAACAUAAAGAAAUAUAUAUACAAAAAUUUCUAAUUUCUUUUUAAUAAACCAAUUCCUUAAGCCAUUUCUUUUUAUCCUUCCUUGGAAAAACCAAACAUGUUUAUUGAUAAAUUAUAUUAUUUAUGGAAUGAAGUGAGAAUGUAGUACUACAGGUAUGCAUAAGUCUCUAAUGUUUUGUAACUAAUAUAUUCAUGGAGUAUAUUAUAUUAUUGUCAAUAUAUUCCAAAGUUUAUAUUUAGCAGUCCUGAAAAUUUGUUCAUAUAAAAUUUGAAAAAUUGUCAUAUCUUUAUACAAUAGCACUUAUGUCUCACUUGUCUUCUUAGGUCACAUUCACAUUAAAAAUCAGUUUUAAAUAAUUUAAUGUAAAUUCUUUUGAAUAGGUUCAUAUAAAUUGGAGAUAUAUUUUGUGUCUGAGUGUAAAUGUGAUAUUUUAAGAUUUGUCAUUGUCAUUUUAUUUUCAGUUGUUUUAAAUAGAUUGUAUAUGUAAAUAAAACUUAUGAGUAAUUGAAGCCCGGAUUUUGUCAGUAGGUAAGGUGAAUUUGUCUGUUUUUUGUACUUAUGUUGCCAUUAUUUUGUUUGAACAAAUCAGUAUAUCAUCUCUGUACAUAUGAAACAUUCUAUUCUUCAUGGAGAUAGAGAGACCUCUUCAUGUUUAUUAAUAACAACUUUUACUUAUUUUAUCAUUUUUAAUAUUCUCAAAGCUAUCUAUAAUAAUCAAUAUAAUUGAUUAAUUUAUUAAAAUAAAAAAAAAUUAAGGGUGCUCAAAUUCUACUGAUUCAGAUUAAUUGAUGCUCUAUUUACUUUAAAAUUUAAUUGAUAUGUGAGAUUAAAGUAUGUAAAGUUUUAAAGAUACCUAACCAUCACCUUGUAAACAUGAGUUCUUAUAUUGUAUAUUUUGUAACACAAAAAUUGUAUAUAUACAUCAUAUUUCUUAAAUCCUAGCCAGACUUAAUGUUAUUCUUGUAAAUACUUGUUGUCUAUAUAAUAUUCUAAAUAAAUAAUGGAACUUGAAUUUAAUGAAGGGUGUAUAAAUCUUAUACACCAUAUUUGUAAGUCUUUUUAGAUUUAUAGGACUGCAAAAAUCUAUCGCUCAAAGUUUUGCACUUUUACUCAUUUGGCUCAUAAAAAGAAAAACAAAUCGAAACACUCUAAAUGUAAAAAUGAUUGUACAUUAAAUAUUGUAUUUUGAAAAAGAUAGUUUUAUAAAUAAUUCUGACAUUGUAUAGUUUGUCAAAGCAUUUGAAAUAUUUCAUUAAGGGAGCACAUUACAUUGCACACUAUAUAUUAAGAAUAUUUUUUUAAAACUAUAUUUUUUCUGUAAUAUCUUUAUUUUAUUUUUAAGUAAUUUGAAGCUUCAGUUUAUUACUUUAGUCUUCUGUUUUAGCUUAGAAUAUAGUUACAUCAUGAAAGAUUAGAAAAUUCAUUGUAUAGAUGUUAUACAUGCUGUGUGCUUUUAUAUGAAAAAUAGGCUAGAUUGAUGGAAACUGAAAUGUAUCGUCCUAUACAGUAGACUGAUUGUAGAUAAGUAGAAAUAUGCUGGACAUUGAAUUGAAUCUGUCAGUAAGUAUAAAUAUAUUCAAUACAUGAAUAAGUGCAUUGUAAAAGAAAAUCAGUGCCAACCUAAGUGUAAUAAAUGUAGGAUUACCAUUAUAAAAAACAAUGUGUAUUAUAACAUAAUUAACUAUGAAAAUGUAAUAAGUAAUAUAUGGUAGGAUUUUAGCAUAUGACUUGUUGAAUAUUUAGGACCAAUAUUAACCAAAUAUAAUUUUUUUUUUUUGUUAAUAUAAUGUAGAAAUGUAUAUUAAUGAGCACAAACUAAGUUUUUAAUAUUUAAAAAAAAAAGAAGAAGACAUUUAUAUAUCUACUGUCAGUUUGCUAACUAAUAAUGGAAAAUUUAUUUCAUGUUUUCUUUUCUUUUUUUAAUGUAUCAGAAAAUUGUCAAAUACAGUUAAACUGCUUCUGUCUGACAAAGAGUAAAGAUAUGUUUGUUGAUACCCUAUCCAUAUUAAAAAUAUAUUGAUUUCAUUUUAAUCAUCAAAAUUCUAUCUAACCAAGCAUUCUGUUAAGGCAGUAGUCCAUAAGACAGGUUUAGCAGGAAAUCAUUGCACACUGAAAUCAAAAUUCAACGAUUACUUUUUACCUACACUAUCCU
Molecule: messenger RNA, 6647 nt
Organism: Nezara viridula (southern green stink bug)
Lineage: Eukaryota; Metazoa; Arthropoda; Insecta; Hemiptera; Pentatomidae
Source: the annotation of a GenBank genome assembly